Messenger RNA from Odocoileus virginianus texanus, 1503 nucleotides. RefSeq names its product Bprotein-1 related complex subunit 5 (gene BORCS5). The record is from RefSeq and is a predicted model, not a curated record. Gene Ontology annotation, biological process: positive regulation of anterograde synaptic vesicle transport; lysosome localization; organelle transport along microtubule. Gene Ontology annotation, cellular component: synaptic vesicle membrane; cytoplasmic side of lysosomal membrane; BORC complex. Lineage: Eukaryota; Metazoa; Chordata; Mammalia; Artiodactyla; Cervidae.
CCUAACUACUUCCACCCUCCUCCAGCUAGCCCUGCCUGCUUGCCGGGCGGGCUGCCUUCCCAGCGUGCUGGGGACCGGGACCGGCGGACGGGAACGCACAGAAAGCUCUCGCGGUACUUUUUUUCUUAAAAAAGCAAAAAAAAAAAAAAGAGCCAUUAUCUGUCCUAGCCUUAAUUUCCCUGAUGGAACCCAGUGCUGUGAUUGCAAGCUAAGCCAGCGUGGGUGCCCAAGCCCAUUUUUGAUUUUCAAAACAGCUAUUUGUCUCAGCUUCAGCUUACUCCUUGGAAGACGAUCUAAUUAAUAUUUGGCUUUAGUAUUCAUGACUGUCGAGGUGAGAUUGCGGUCGUACAGUGGAUAGGUCAUACAAUCUCAAAGAACAUAUUCCUCCUUAAAAGUGGGUCCUAGAAAUUCCUUUUCAGAAGGGGCGUGUGACAGGUGUACGUCGCUUUGAACCCUUGCGUACGAACACGUCCAGAAACUGCAUCUUCCCAUCGAAUGGUGUCUCGGCUCCCUUUCUCAUAUAGAAGUUGGUCAUGAAGUGACCCCUUCUCCAGCUAAGCAUAGAGCCAAGAUGGACGAUAUUGUGGUUGUAGCUCAAGGCUCCCAGGCCUCAAGGAACGUCAGCAACGAUCCUGAUGUCAUCAAGUUGCAAGAGAUUCCAACCUUCCAGCCACUCUUGAAAGGGCUGUUGAGUGGCCAGACUUCCCCAACAAACACCAAACUGGAGAAACUGGAUUCUCAGCAAGUGCUGCAGCUCUGUCUCCGCUAUCAGGACCACCUCCAUCAGUGCGCCGAGGCCGUUGCUUUUGAUCAGAACGCUUUGGUGAAACGAAUCAAAGAGAUGGAUCUGUCUGUAGAAACCCUCUUUAGCUUCAUGCAGGAGCGCCAGAAAAGGUACGCCAAAUACGCCGAGCAGAUCCAAAAGGUCAACGAGAUGUCAGCCAUCCUGCGUCGCAUCCAGAUGGGCAUAGACCAAACGGUACCACUGCUGGAGCGGCUCAACAGCCUGCUGCCCGAGGCCGAGCGCCUGGAGCCCUUCAGCGUGAAGCCCGACCGCGAGCUCAGGCUGUAGCCACGUCCCCCAGCACCGCCAGGGCUCCGGGCCUUGGGAAUCAGAGACACAGGAGGUGACCUAGGUCAGGGGAGUGUGGUGCUCCCUGAGGGCACGGGAGGCAGUCCGUUGCCCUGGAGACCUGUGAUGCCCCAGCUCUCCCCUUGACGCACUUUCCCCUGCAAAGCCAACCAACCUGCCCUCCCUGGUCUCUGAAGUGGGAAUAUUUGAACUCUUAGGAAUUCUCUACAGAACCCUGCCUUGGGAAUUAUUAUUUUUUAAUUUAGUUUGCUUUUUUUUAAAUUGACAAUGUAUAUUAUCUAAUCUAGCUUGCAGACUGAAACUAUGAAGAGAAGGGGGAAGAGGAUUUGAGGAAGCCCUGUGUCCCUGAUGCCUUUGUGACAUUUUUCUCCAUAGGCUGUCCGGGUUGUAAAGAUAAAGAACUAACUUAA